AUGGCUCGUCAAUUCUUCGUUGGGGGUAACCUCAAAAUGAACGGUACUAAGGAUUCAAUCAAAUCAAUCAUUGAACACUUGAACAGUGCCGAUUUACCUGAAGACGUCCAAGUCGUCUUGGCUCCUCCAGCUCCUUACUUGUCAUUAGCUGUUGACACCAACACCCAUAAGAAUGUCGAAAUCUCUGCUCAAAAUGUCUACGACAAGCAAUCAGGUGCUUUCACUGGUGAAAUCUCUGCUGCUCAAAUCUUAGACUCUGGUGCCAAAUGGACAUUAACUGGUCACUCUGAAAGAAGAACCCUUAUUAAGGAAUCUGACGACUUCAUUGCUUCCAAGACCAAGUUUGCCUUGGAUCAAGGCUUAAAGGUUAUCCUUUGUAUUGGUGAAACCUUGGAAGAAAGAAAAGCAGGUGUUACCUUGGAUGUUUGUGCCAGACAAUUGGAUGCCUGCUCCAAGAUCAUCUCUGAUUGGUCCGGUAUCGUUGUUGCCUACGAACCAGUCUGGGCCAUUGGUACUGGUUUAGCUGCCACUGCUGAAGAUGCUCAAGAAACUCACAAGGGUAUCAGAGCUCAUUUGGCUAAGACCAUUGGUGCUGAACAAGCUGAGAAGGUCCAAAUCUUGUACGGUGGUUCUGUGAACGGUAAGAACGCUCCUGACUUUAAGGACAAGGUUGAUGUCGAUGGAUUCUUGGUUGGUGGUGCUUGUUUGAAGCCAGAAUUCGUUGACAUUGUUAGAUCAAGAAUCUAA
Molecule: messenger RNA, 747 nt
Organism: Lizanozyma spartinae
Lineage: Eukaryota; Fungi; Ascomycota; Pichiomycetes; Serinales; Debaryomycetaceae
Gene: TPI1
Product: triose-phosphate isomerase
Exons: 1
Coding region: 1-747 (248 amino acids)
Biological process (GO): glycerol catabolic process; glyceraldehyde-3-phosphate biosynthetic process; glycolytic process
Cellular component (GO): cytosol
Molecular function (GO): triose-phosphate isomerase activity
Source: RefSeq, a predicted model, not a curated record